AUGUCGUCGGACGACGUGGAGGUAGGAACGGACUCGUCGGAAGCCGAUGAGUCUAGUGGUGGUGGAGGUGAAUGUGAUGAUUGCAGCUCGCAAAAGCUUCAGGUUGCGCAGACGAAAACUGGAAAGCUAGUAGAAAAUAAGCCAGAGUGGAAAGUAACCAUCACGAACACCUGCAGUACUUGUUCUCAACUGGCUAUUCAACUUAGCUGCAAUGGGUUUCAAACUGUUGAAGACGUUGAUCCUUCAAUCCUAGGGCCAUCUGGUGGCAUUUGUUACCUUAACAGUGGUAACGUAAUACCUGGCCAUCAGAGUUUCACCUUCACAUAUGCUUGGGACGCUGCCUUUCCUUUCGAGGCAGUUUUUUCUCAAGCUCUUUGUUCUUAA
Fragaria vesca subsp. vesca is the source of this 384-nucleotide messenger RNA. RefSeq lists its product as uncharacterized. The record is from RefSeq and is a predicted model, not a curated record. Gene Ontology annotation, biological process: cell fate determination. Lineage: Eukaryota; Viridiplantae; Streptophyta; Magnoliopsida; Rosales; Rosaceae. The transcript has 2 exons. The coding region runs from base 1 to 384 and encodes 127 amino acids.